Messenger RNA from Adineta ricciae, 657 nucleotides. NCBI's taxonomy places the organism in Eukaryota, Metazoa, Rotifera, Eurotatoria, Adinetida, Adinetidae. The record is from the annotation of a GenBank genome assembly.
AUGACAACGACAGACACCGCUAUUCCGUUAGAAGCAGAACCUGCUCUUCCAAAAGAACCAGCCGCAGAAACAUCUAAUCCUGGUGCUAAAGACAAAGGAGCGGGUGCAGUUUUAGCUAAAGCUGGAAGCUCACCUGCGUUUUUAGUUAUUAAUAUCGUGCUUUUAUCGAUUAUACCGAUUAUACAAAUAUAUAUUGGUUGGGAGUACGCCGAGGCGUGUCCAAUUAAUUACAAAAUUCCAAAAUAUCUCUUUAUUGCUGGUCUUGUUGGCAUUAUUUCUUCGAUACUAAGCCAACUUCGAAAUUAUCUGUCAGGAAGAUCAUCAACGAAAUCAUCCGGAGAAGUGUCUACUCGUAAAGCUGGUAUUACUGCAGCAACUGCUACAAAUAGUAUAAUAGCUACACUUAUCACUGUGAUUACGUGCUGUCUCAAUAUCUUCCUGUUGGUCUGGUUUAUUCGCGGCUGUAUAUGGGUAUUUAGUGCUUGGAAUCAAGUUCAGUAUACUCAUCCCAACGCAGCAACAUUUUGCAAGCCAUUAGUCUAUCGAUUUGUUGCGGUCUCUCUGUUCGUUCCCAUCAUACUCUUAUCUCUCUGCUGUUGCUGCCCACUAUGCAUAGCGUCAACGGCGUUUAUUGGCAUGGCAGCGGAAAAUGCUUAG